AUGGAUUCUGAAACAGAUAAUAAUUUUUAUUUAGGUAAAGUGUGGGUACAGUGUGAGAAUAUCAGCUGUUUAAAAUGGAGACUAUUAGAACAUGACGAGACAACAUACGUUGAUCCCAAUACACCAUGGUACUGUUAUAUGAACACGAAUCCACAAUUUAAUAAAUGUUCUGUUUCUGAAGAAUAUUUUCCUGUGGAGUCUCAAUUUCAGAAACAUGGAUUAAAGUAUGUGUAUUCAAAACUUCCUUUAGGAAGUUUAGUUUUGGUAAAGAUGCAAACAUGGCCAAGGUGGCCUGGUAUUCUUUGUCCUGAUCCUGUUGAUAGUCAGUAUGUGGCAUAUGACUUGGAUGGAGAUGUUGAAAGUCAUCAUGUAGAAUUUCUGGGGAAACCCCAUUCCAGGGGUUGGGCUACCAUGAAGUACAUUAGCCAUUAUUCUAGUUCAUUUAAGGCUGAUGUAUGCAAGAGGAAAAAAUCCUGGUAUAAAAGUGCAUUGGAUGAAGCAAACCAAUUGCUUGCCUGUUCUGCUCAGGAAAGGCUUGAAAUGUGCUACCUAUCUAAAAUGGGCACAGUAAAAGAUAAAGAAGCCAAAACAAAAACGGAUGGAAUCAUAUGCAGGAAAACGAUAAAAGGGUGGGCAAAAACUUGUGAGAAGAAAAGUAGCUGCAGAAUUGAAAGAAAGAGAAAAAAAAGAAUGUUAACAUGUUCACUUGAAAUAGCAAGCUCAGAUGAUAUCCUGUCGACAGAAAAUCUUGUUGUCUCCGAGACUGAAAUUAUACUAAAAGAUUUGGACCAAAUUCUCAAGCAUGUUGCAGCCACCUCCGAGCCAUCCUUUGAGUCAUUUGUGGAUGGAGAGGACAAUGAUGUAAGGGAAGAGGUAGCUAACUGCUGCAUGGAGUUUACUGAAAAAAGGCCAAUGGAAAUCCACACCCAAGAGGACUGUAUUAUAAUUGAUGGGAAAGCUUUCAAGGCUGGAGAGUGCAUUGAGAGCAUAGCAGACAGGUUUAAGGAAAUAGAAUCUUUAAUGGCUGAAUUCCAAGACAGCUUGUAG
Molecule: messenger RNA, 1047 nt
Organism: Elgaria multicarinata webbii
Lineage: Eukaryota; Metazoa; Chordata; Lepidosauria; Squamata; Anguidae
Gene: ZCWPW2
Product: zinc finger CW-type and PWWP domain containing 2
Exons: 8
Coding region: 1-1047 (348 amino acids)
Cellular component (GO): nucleus
Molecular function (GO): zinc ion binding
Source: RefSeq, a predicted model, not a curated record